Messenger RNA from Nipponia nippon (crested ibis), 771 nucleotides. The record is from RefSeq and is a predicted model, not a curated record. Lineage: Eukaryota; Metazoa; Chordata; Aves; Pelecaniformes; Threskiornithidae.
AUGGAGAUCGCAAACUUGGACGUUGCCAAAAUAUUUUUGGCCCCGAUUCUGGAUAAAACCGAAGCUGUGGGAGCACGGCUCGGCCACCUGGGAAGUGCCGCGGCCGAGGCGCGCAGCGAGCCCCAUCGCACCCGGGUUUCCAUGUACAGCGUGCGCAUUUGUAUUGUCAAGGGCAAGACCACAACGGCUGAGCCGAUGGUAAGCGGGAAGAUGCUGUGUGAAGGCAGAAGCGGUGGCUGCUGGCUGGCCGUGCUCAGGCGAGCCUUCCCCAGGGAAACGCCUGAACGGGCCACGGAUGCAAAGCGCGGGGCGGGAGGACGAGGCCCGGCGCCAGCCAGCGGAUCACGGGGUGGCUGCUCCUUCCCGCGCAGGGGUCUUUCAGGUUACAGCCUCUUCGCGCUCGGCAUCGGCAGCCUCCUGCUGGGCUACUACACCCUCAUCAAGUGGAACCGGGAGCGCAGGCGGUUGCUCAUCGAGGACCUGGAAGCGCGAAUCGCCCUGAUGCCGCUGCUCCAGGCCGAGUCGGAUCGCAGAACCCUGCGCCUGCUGCGGCAGAACCUGGAUGAGGAGGCCAAAAUCAUGAAGGACGUUCCUGGCUGGGAGGGAUGGCCGGGGGUCUGUGGGGUCAGCCGCAAUGGCCGGGGGAUGUCGGAUGAAACGGUCUCCGGGGGCUGCCAGGACACCCAGGGGACGUGGCUGGUCCGUGGGGUCAGCCUGGACGCUGUGGGGCCACCCCGCAGCCAGGGACGCGGCAGGACCCUGGCCCCGUAA